Closterium sp. Naga37s-1 is the source of this 1131-nucleotide messenger RNA. NCBI's taxonomy places the organism in Eukaryota, Viridiplantae, Streptophyta, Zygnematophyceae, Desmidiales, Closteriaceae. The record is from the annotation of a GenBank genome assembly.
AUGAAGCAGUGCAGCGACGCCGUUAACGGUGUCACGGAGGAGAGGAAAAUGUUGGAAGGGGCCCGCACGAAGCUCGACGAGAUGAGCAGGAACAUCAUCGAGGGUGUGGCAGCCGCUAACGCAAAAGCGAGCGAGGACGCCGUCGAGAAGCAGCUUAAGCUUGUCGAGGAGCGGCUGGUUGCUUCGGUCGCGCAGGGUAUCAAGAAAGCCGUCAAGGAGGACUUGUUCUACUCCGCCAUCCCGCCCGAGAGCAUGAAGGUGCUGAAGGACGUUCGUCGAGUUCAUGAGCGCUCGGUUCCUCCUUCUUCGGUGGGAGGACAUGUUGGCAGCCCGGUAGCAUCCCCACCGUCGCGUGCCCGUCAUCACGUCGGCAAGUCCGUCGAGGACAACGAGGUCAUCGUACUCGAGCAGUCGCCCCCUCAGAAGACCACCGAAGCAGCACCGAAGCCUCCGACUGAUGCUUUUGCUCCGCUGCGGGACAUGCUUUCGGGCCUCGGGAAAAAGGGUGGGAAAGGAUUGGUUGCGGGGGAGCAAAGUGGUGCCCCUAUCGAGUCCGUCGCCUCAGCCGGGAAAGGAGCCAUGGGAAAUCGAGGUGCCCCUACCCCGUCAGGCAGCGCUGCAGGGAAAGGAGCGGGGGAGACACGGGGUGCUCCCAGCCAGGUCGUCAUCGCUGGUGGGUUGCUGUCGAAGACAACGGCCGAUACUGCUUUGCAGCUCGGUGUUGUUGGCCAUCCUGUCGAGCCAGUGGGAAAGAGGGCGUUUUCCUCUACCCCUCCCGUUGCUCCUGUCAUUGCUCCCGCCCUAGGCGACGUCCACCUUAGCAAACCGGCGUCCCCUCCUCAUGCUCCACGCGGCUCCCCUUCUGCGUCGAGGAAAAGGCAGGCGUCGAGGAAGUUGCCAAAGCGCGGUGCAGGGGCGACAGAGAGCGGUGACGUGGUGGAACUGGUCAGCCUCCCUGGCCAAGCUCCUGUCGAAGCGGCGUCUACCGUCGUUGCUGGUCGCCAUGAGAAGGCGAAAAAGGCCAGGGUGCUCCGCUACGCCGCACCUGGUCCGCCCGACGACGAGGGCAAGGUAGCGGUCUCUCCUCUGCCUGCCGGAAAGGCGUUGUCCUUAACGGAUCGUUCUCCAUAA